CAGCCUACUACUUCGAUCAGUUCGACCUCAAGACAGUCAACAGUGUAGUGUAGAUCAGCUGCCGUUCUUGAUUAUAGUCAUGGCUACCAGCAGUUUGACGUUCGGCGUAAUACUCUCAUGCGCCCUGCUUUUGGCCACGGCGACCCAUGGUCUCCAGGUGGGUUACUACAAGAAGACGUGUCCCAGUGCCGAGGUCCUCGUGAGGGCCGCGGUAAAGAAGGCCCUGCUGGCUAACCCCGGCGUCGGCGCCGGGCUCAUCCGCAUGCUCUUCCACGACUGCUUCGUCGAGGGCUGUGACGCGUCCGUUCUGCUGGACCCGACGCAGGAGAACCCGCAGCCAGAGAAGCUGGGGCGUCCCAACAACCCCAGCCUACGAGGCUACGAGGUGAUCGACGCGGCCAAGAGCGCAGUCGAGAAAGCGUGCCCUGGCACGGUGUCUUGCGCUGACAUCGUCGCCUUCGCGGGGCGCGACGCGUCCUACUUGCUCAGUAACUCCAAGGUUAGCUUCCACAUGCCGGCAGGCCGGCUGGAUGGACGCAAGUCACUCGCCAGCGAGACAGGUGUAUUCCUGCCCGGCCCGUCCUCCAACCUUUCCAGCCUCGUCUCAGCCUUCGCCGGCAAGGGGCUCAGCGCCGAGGACAUGGUCGUGCUCUCGGGCGCGCACUCCAUCGGUCGCUCCCACUGCACCUCCUUCGUCCAGACCCGCCUGAGCGCCCCCUCCGACAUCGCGGCGUCGCUGGCGACGUUGCUGAGGAAGCAGUGCCCCGCCAACCCGACCACCGCCAACGACGCGGUGGUGUCCCAGGACGUGGUCAGCCCGGACGUGCUGGACAACCAGUUCUACAAGAACGUGCUGGCACACAAUGUGCUCUUCACCUCGGACGCCGUGCUGCUAUCGGCGCCCAACACCGCGAGGAUGGUCCGUGCCAACGCCAGGUUCGCGGGCUCCUGGGAGAAGAAGUUCGCCAAGGCCAUGGUGAAGAUGGCCGCCAUUGGCGUGAAGACCGGCCGUGACGGCGAGAUAAGGAAGAACUGCAGGCUCGUCAACUAGGAAGCUGCGAGCGAAGCUAGCUUUAUUCUCUUGAGCAAGCUAGAAUCAUCACGUUUGCGCUUCUGCUUUUGAGGAAUUGUUUUCAAAUUACGUACUUUUUGCUUCCGUCGCGACGAUGUUGUACUUUUUUUUAAAGACAAUUAACUCUGCUUUUAAGAAAGUUCGCUGGGAUUA
Sorghum bicolor (sorghum) is the source of this 1225-nucleotide messenger RNA. RefSeq names its product peroxidase 2. The transcript has 2 exons. The record is from RefSeq and is a predicted model, not a curated record. Gene Ontology annotation, molecular function: heme binding; peroxidase activity. Gene Ontology annotation, cellular component: plant-type cell wall; plasmodesma. Bases 80 to 1051 code for a protein of 323 amino acids. Gene Ontology annotation, biological process: response to oxidative stress; hydrogen peroxide catabolic process. Lineage: Eukaryota; Viridiplantae; Streptophyta; Magnoliopsida; Poales; Poaceae.